CACGUGAAUACCGAUCGGUGGGUAUCAAUAUUUUCGACGUUGAAAGAAACCCGAAUGUUGGGAAAUAAGAACUUUACUAUAACGUUGGAAAAACGCGUUUGAAAGGUGUAGUCUUUCGUAACUGUGUCUUAGGAAAUACCUCACGGACAACUUAUUCUACGAAGUGGUGUCGCGUUUGGGAAUGAAUUAAUUUUCUAAAUAAAGCAAAGAACACAUUCUAUCGAGAAGACGAUCUUGGUUGAGUGGCAACACGCUGGUUUUCUUAAAAGCUCCUUCGUUAUUUGUACCUAAGCCUAAGAGUUUCUUUGUCGACUUAUGCGGCUCUUCAAAAAGCCAAAAAGUUGUGACCAUGUUGGAUGUCAUACGAAGUUUAAAGAGCUUACUGAAGACCAGCCGAGUUAGGAUCGACAACACUGUAUUUCGACUCCAUUACACCGUCACCGUGCUUGUAUUGUUGACGUUCACUAUUGUAGUGUCUAUGAAACAAUUCGUUGGAGAUCCCAUUGACUGCCUGAAAAGCCGAGAGGUUACGGAGUCCUACGUAAACACAUAUUGUUGGAUUCACACCACUUUCUCAAUGCCCAAUACCUAUAACAAGGAGGUGGGAAAGGAAAUUCCAUAUCCGGGAGUAGGAUCGAACACCGAAUCCAUGGAUGAACUGAAGUACCACAAGUAUUACCAAUGGGUGUGUUUCACACUGUUCUUCCAAGCUGCUCUGUUCUACAUUCCACGCUGGCUAUGGAAGCUGUGGGAAGGGGGAAAAAUCCAGGCUCUGAUGAUGGAUCUGGACGUCGGAAUGUGUGGAGAGGCAGAAAAGAAACAAAAGAAGAAGCUACUGGUUGAAUAUCUGGCCUCCAGCCAGCGCCACCACGAUUGGUAUGCUGCUCGUUACUUCAUCUGUGAAACCCUGGCCUUUGCCAAUGUUGUUGGUCAAAUGUUUCUCAUAAAUAAGUUUUUUGAUGGCGAGUUUUUGACCUAUGGCUUGGAAGUGAUCCGGUUCUCCGAAAUGGAUCAAGAAGAUCGUCUGGAUCCCAUGAUUCGGAUUUUUCCUCGCGUGGCUAAGUGUAAAUUAUUUAAAUACGGUGCCUCUGGAAACCUCGAGACUCACGAUGCUAUGUGUCUUCUUCCUCUAAACAUAGUUAAUGAGAAGAUCUACAUAUUCUUGUGGUUCUGGUUCAUCGUCCUUGCAGCGCUGACCGGCAUGGUCCUGGUGUGUCGAAUCAUUCUCGUUGUCUGUCCUCCCGUCAGGGUUUACUAUCUCAAUUUCCGCUUCCGAACCGUCCAUCUUGACCACCUGCACACGGUGGUCCGAAGGGGAUCACUGGGAGACUGGUUCCUAAUGUACAUGCUUGGUCAGAACAUCGAUUCUAUGAUAUUCAAAGAAGUUGUAACGGACAUGGCCAAUCGACUGACCAGGGCUCCGAAGGAUUCUACCGCGUGA
Molecule: messenger RNA, 1441 nt
Organism: Limulus polyphemus (Atlantic horseshoe crab)
Lineage: Eukaryota; Metazoa; Arthropoda; Merostomata; Xiphosura; Limulidae
Product: innexin shaking-B-like
Exons: 1
Coding region: 350-1441 (363 amino acids)
Cellular component (GO): gap junction; plasma membrane
Molecular function (GO): gap junction channel activity
Source: RefSeq, a predicted model, not a curated record